Molecule: messenger RNA, 915 nt
Organism: Ogataea parapolymorpha DL-1
Lineage: Eukaryota; Fungi; Ascomycota; Pichiomycetes; Pichiales; Pichiaceae
Product: Monomeric glyoxalase I
Exons: 1
Coding region: 1-915 (304 amino acids)
Molecular function (GO): lactoylglutathione lyase activity; metal ion binding
Source: RefSeq, a predicted model, not a curated record
AUGUUCACUAACCACACCUGUUUGCACGUUUCAAAUUUGGCCAAGUCUGUUGGUUGGUACACCAACACAUUUGCCAUGAAGGCAAUCAAGCAAUUGGAGACUGCAAAGUAUACUUCUGUCUUUGUUGCGUUCGAUAGCAAUGGCCACCCACAUGCGGGCAAACCACUGGCCCAGAGAGACGGAGUAGUCGAGCUGCGCGAGCUUAAGAACUCCAAUGCCAAGGUUUACGAUGGAAACUCGGAACCAUAUAAAGGAUUCGGCCAUCUUUGUGUCUCGGUCAACAAUAUUGCCAAGGCCCAGGAAGAUUUCCUUGCUAAGGGAGUGAACUUCAAAAAAAGGCUCGAAGAUGGAAGACAAAAGAACAUUGCUUUCAUUUUGGACCCGGAUGGAUACUGGGUUGAGUUAAUUGAAAACGCUCUGGACGAGGCCACCACCGUCAACCCAGUUGCUUACAGAAUGAACCAUUCCAUGAUCAGAGUCAAGGACCCUAAGGUGUCUCUCAAAUUUUACCGUGACCUGCUAGGAAUGAAGCUUUUCAGCACCAGAGACUUCCCCGAAGCUCAAUUCACCUUGUAUUUCCUUGGCUUCGAGGACGACUCGUAUGUUGAGAACAAGGAGCAACCAAAGCCACAAGCUGCAAGACAGUCCAUUAUCGAACUCACUCACAACUAUGGAACCGAAUCCGACGACUCGUUUGCCGGCUACUAUGUCUUUGACAAGGACACUGACAAGGUGGUUGGCUUUGAUCACAUUGCCGUCUCGUACAAGGAUGUUAAAUCUGUCAUUGACAAAAUUGGUGACAACGCUAAAUGGAUCACAAAGUUUGGCGAAAAUCCAGACUUGAAGGAGACUGCUCUGUUGACAGACCCAGACGGAUACAAGAUCCAGUUACAAUCCUUCGACGCGUUGUCGUAA